Lymnaea stagnalis (great pond snail) is the source of this 8458-nucleotide messenger RNA. Lineage: Eukaryota; Metazoa; Mollusca; Gastropoda; Lymnaeidae. The record is from the annotation of a GenBank genome assembly.
ACACUGUAAACUAAAGGCAAAUAAAAUAGCUCUUUUAAUGUCCAAUUACAACUAGGUGUACGCCACAUAAAUUAUGCAUUUGAGAUUUUAAAACUAUAAUCAAGGUAGGCCCAUAAUAUUAAUGUUUACAUAAUGUAAAUAAAAAACUUUCUUGGAUGACGUAGCUGAUUAAAAGAGCUGAGACAGUUUGACACAGCAGUCUGAGUCAGUGCUUCAGUUUGACUCCGUCUAACUAAAGUAGUACAAUUUUAAAAAAGAGAAAAACCUUGAAUGAAAUGAAAGGAUAUAUUGAAUUAACACAAUGAGUAUAAAAUAAGUAACUAAUUUACUAAAGACUGAAUCCUUCAACGAAAAAAAGAAAAGCAAAAAUUCAUCUUGAUCUUCUAAUUACUAAUACUAAUACUAAAACUAAUUAAUAUUAUUAUUUUUGGCAUAUAAUUUCAAAAAGUGUAAAGGGCCCUAAACUUAAAGCCUUAGUCAACUCAGGACCAGUGGCAUAGGAAGGGGGUGUGGAGAGGUAGGUCCACUUAGGGCAGCCCUUUAUUUCUUUAAAUUUAAAGGCCGGCACUACGUACACCGCGGCGGUGUACCUAGCGAAACUAUUGACUUUGGCCUGCGUACACCGCAGCGAUUUAAAGUAGCAAAACUAUGGUCUUUGCGAGUCUUUAACUUUUUGGCCUAACCGGUACUUGUAGAUUUAAUGUUAUACUCGUGUUAAAACUGAAAACUAUUUAUUUAAAAUUCGUUUAUUACCUUGGGAAGACAUUGAGUAAGUUCCACGCUUCCAGUUGUUUGUUGUUGGUUUUUUUUUGGGGGGGGCAUUAUAAAUAUAACAUUGUAUGUGAUCCCUCGGGGCAUGGUGUAAAAAUGAAUGGGAAGACAGUGAAUCUAUUUUGUUAGCACCAAGAUAUAAUUACGCCACAUAUACACUACGGGAAGAGAAUCACAUACUCAUAUAUUGAUCAUGAAGUCGUGAAGUUCAAGUAGUCCAAGGCAUUGUCUUUAUGAUAGCAAGCAUGUGUCAACACAAAACAACAGUAUGAUGAUAAAUACGAAACACUGCAGUGAUUUUUGAAAGUCUUUUAACAAUAAUUAAAUAUCAUUGAUUUAGUUUUACAUUGGCAUUACACUAAAUGCUGGCGGAGGGGGGGGGGUGCAAAAGGUAAGUUUGUUGUGCGGACGUCCUUUGUGGACAACUCCUAUCCUGAGCCGUGAUUUGUGAAUGCCCCCUUUUUGUUUAAGCCUCUGCCCAUAACUCACCACCACCCCCCACUCCCCGGCAAGGAUCGAUUUCUUAACAAAAAAAAAACAACAACAAAUUAAAUACAAAAACUUUGACAUAGUGCAAAUCCUGUCCCAAGCCCAUUGUGCAAUGGUUUCUGUGAGAAAAAGUCGUGUUUUACCCUGAGAAUAGCACAUGCCAUGCCAUUCUGGAAACGAAUUCCGUCAUGGAAAGGGUAAACGCAGACCUAUGACUUUGCUAUUCUAUACAGUUUGCUACCGCUUCGCAAGUUUCUAAAAUCGAGGUGUUUUCAAAAGAUUUGCUGUGAGACUGAGUGUUGUGAAUGAACCUUUGAUAUCGUAUGUACAUUUUGCCAAUGCAUAAGGCAUAGUGAAAGCAAGAUGGUUCAAGGUUGAAAUACGACCAUGCACAUUAAUAUUCAUAUGGUAUGAAUAUUAUUCAUACUGGUAUUUUCUUUGGGUGUUCGUAAAAGUAAAAUGUAAAUAUUCAACUACACGAAGAAUGUUGAAAUACAAUAGAAUAUCAGUCACUUAGUAUUCAUAAUGUUUCUGUUAUACAUGUUACAUUGACAUACACUAACUAUACAUGAUCACCAUGUAUUACAUGCGCUUUCAGAAACUUUAAGUUUGUUUUCAAAUGUCUAAAGUCUUAUUACUAAAGUUACCGGUAUUUUCAAAGUCAAAGGCCGGCACAACUUGUUGAAACACUUAUAUAUAUAAAUAAAUAUAUAAAGUGUAUUUAAUAUAAUAUUUAAACAUAUAUUUAAAUUGUUUAAAUUGCUACAAAUAUUUUAAAACUAAAAUGGGAGGAAAAAACUCGAUCCCCUACUGAGAAUUGAUCUCAAACUAUAUUAUCGCCAAGCGUCCACUCUACCACUUGACCACACAUGACCUUCUCUAACAAGUAUAUCUUAAAACCAGGCUAAUGGUAAAUUUUUGCCGCGGUGUACCCAGGCCAAAGCCCACAAUUUCACUAGGUACACCGCCGCGGUUUACGCAGGCCAAAGCCGAUGGUUUCGCUAGGUACACCGCCGCGGUGUACGCAUCCACUUCGAAAUUUAAAUGGAGAGGCAGCAUUUUCUAUCAGCUGCAGAGUUUUUUUUUGUGAACAGAGAAAGGGCUUCAAAUGUGGGGGGUGGCAAAAUUCUUGGCCCACCCCGGUUGGAACUAACCCUAGCUAUGCCACUGACUCAACCCAGCCUUUAUUUUCAGUGUUAACUAUAGAAUUUUUUUUUUAAAUACCCAUAAUCUUCAUCAAAAUAAAUAAAGACAGCUAUUUUGAGGAUAAACUACUGGAAAUGGGAACACAUUUAACUUUAACUAUAGGGCCUAUUAUGCUUAUCUUAAAAAAGUGAUUAAUAUAUAGAAUUAAUAUAACUGAUUAACACUCAUUAUAUGAAUCCCAUUGAAGGCCCAGGAAGUGCCUGGUUUAAUCUGUUAAUUGGUAUCAUUUUGUGUACUUAACUUAAGUGUACCGGGUACUUGUUUAAAAUCAUUGUACUUUUGGUAUUAACAGUUUCUUUGGUAUUUAAGCUUGUCCAAUUUUUUUUUAUCAUUAACAAUUACUUUAAGAAUUUUGCAAUUCCACAAUGAUUAAAGGUCAUUACCAGGUAGUUUUUUUUUAAAUUCAUACUCAGAACUUUCUGUCUAUUCACCCCUUUGACUGCUCAUUCCUCCGCAGACAUGUGUAUUCUUUCUGUUCCCAAGACACACACUAAAACAUACAGUGAACUAUCUUUCUCUUUCUGCGCCCCCAAAUAAUUGAAUUCUCUCCCAUUACACAUCCGCAAUAUACCUACCUAGUACCAUCCAAGCCUUCAAAACUGCACUCAUGACACAUCUCUUCAAACUCUACUCUUCCGACUCAUUCUCACACCCCUCUGUCUCUGAGCAAUAAACAAUGCUCGAUGCAGCUACAUGCUGACCAUGCAUAGACAGGGGUCAAUAUUACUUGGGAGGGCGAGGUCAAUAUUUGUACACAGCUGUUUUUAAAUGAAUAAUUUUAUGUAACUGCUUAUAAAUGGCUUUUUUUUUCUUUUUUUUUUGUUUGCUAAUUUUUAUGUGAAGUGCAGUGAGCUUAGCCCUAAGACCACUUUAAUAAUAAUAAUGUUUAGCCUGAAUGCUUUUUUUUCCAGUAUGUUGAAAUCCUUGUAAAAGAAAUAAAAGAAUAUUCAGGAAUAUCAUAACAAAAUUAACAGGAUGGGUAUCCUGGAAGAUAUUCAAGCCAUUCUUCAUGGCGACCAAGUAACUCUGAACAAAGACGUUGACAUUUAUGCUGAUACAGAAAGUAAAUAUAGCUUCUAUUGUUAUGUAACUUUUGCCGCUAAAUAGUAAUAAUUUAAAGUUCUUAUGUAGAAAGUAGAAUGAAUAUCAUUUGUUUCACUUACUGGAAAUUAACUAUAAACAAACAGCAUGAUCUAUUUUCUAAUAUUAAUAUACCAAUAGAAUUUUUUAAUUCUUAAUCCAUUAUGGAUUGAUAUGUUACGUUCUAAAUAUUUGUUAUCAGUUAUUUCAUUAUUAUGUUAAAAACACCUGGAUGUGACACCUGUAAAUGACUUAUAUAUUUCUAUCUUCUCAGACAAUUUUAUCCCAAAAACUAAGGUUAAUAUGUGCUAUAUUUGUAUGGUUGUGCUGUUUGAUGACAAAAAAAAUGUACUGCUGAUACAAGAAGCCAAGAAAUCAUGUAGAGGAACUUGGUAUCUACCAGCUGGACGGUUAGAACCAGGGGAAACAAUUAUGGUAAGUUAAAUCACUAAAAAGGAAAUUUAAAUUCAGAAUACAAUGAUGUGAAUGACUUGAAAAAGUAGACAAGAAAAUAGUUUUAGAAUUUUCACAGUGGGCAUGUAGAUUUGUGGUAAUCACAGUAGUUUGAUAGACUUGUGACGGCACAGUAAUGUGCCAAUUUAUUUUGUAUAAGAACUCUUUUAUAAUGUAUCAUAAUCAUAUCCAUUUGUCAUAUCAACAACUAAACAAAUUAUUUAUAAAAAUUUGAUUUAUAUUGAGAAUACAUUACAUAUGUGACAAAAGUAUUUUAUUACAUUUUUUUGUUAAUUUAAAAUACUAUAAUAUAUAAAACUUUAAUCUCUAUGUAUUUAAAUAUUAUGCAAACAUUUUUUAUUGUGCAUUGCAGGAUGGUGCCAAACGGGAGGUGAAAGAAGAAUCUGGCUUUGAUUGUGACUUGACAACGCUAAUCUCAGUAGAGGUCUCAAGCCAUACCUGGAUGAGGUUUACUUUUACAGGGAAAAUUACAGGUAGCCCUCAAUAAAAGAAAGAAUGAAGUAGAGGUUAAUGAAAACUAAAUUUUAAUUUAGUAAACACUGUUGGGCUUCGCUGAACUAAAUUUUUACAUAAGUACUGGUGUAGAAAUUUUUCAGAGACACUUUGGUAUUUCGUCAACACAGUGGUGUAGUGGUAAUGUUGUCUACUUCUGAAACAAUAGGUACCGUAGCAAAUGUAAAUUGUGUAAGGUCAAUCCAAAGUAUAGGUAAGGCUGCUAUUCUUGAGGUGGAGGAUUAACGUUUUGAAAAAAAAUAUCCAACCUCAAGUCAGAAGACAGCAGCCAAUUUGUCAUGGGAUUAAAAAAUAAUCUAUGAACACCAUAAUGGCUGUACUGGUAGUCUUACUAGUUAAGUUGCAGCUGUUGGAAAAAAAUACAGAGAAGGGAAAAAAUAAAUUUUUAAAUAAUGUUAGUUGAGCAUUGAUGAAAUUGACAGUAAAUUAAAUACUAAUACAAUUUUUUUCAUAGUUUUUGCGGCCAUGGGCUGAAGAAAGUGUUAUCAACACAAAUUCAAUAAACAAAAUUUUUGUUAAAAUCACAUAUACAUUUUUAGUAUUAUAAUUUAAAUCACUUAUAUUUAUAUGCUACUUAUUAAAGGUGGGAAAUUGAAAACACCAGAGCAGCAAGAUGAGGAAUCAAUCCAAGCCAAAUUUUUUAGUAAUGAAGAAUUCCAAGCAUCCAUUGGCAUACUGAGGUCAGUUUACUCAUUUGUUUAUAAAUUAAAAUACAUUUUAUUCAUUUGUUUUAGAAAAUGUUGAAAUGCAGACUCAAAUUUCUCAUAUUAGUUUCUAAAUCUUAUAGACCCAUGUAUAACUUUUUCCUUCAAAUUUUUUUCCAGACAUGGCGAUAUCCUGAAAGUUGUAGAAUUGGCCAAGAAGUACUGGGACUCUGAGAUUACACACCGUAUACCAUGUACCCUGCCUGUGAUAUGCCCACACAAACUUUUGAUAAAUAGAGUUGUUGUUAUUGAUCGAGCUAAUACCAAGUAAGUACCGGUAACUUAUAUUGUUUUUUCUGCUACCCGGUACCUGAAAACUAUUACAGAAAUUGUAAUUAAAAUGGUUUGUAAUAAUUUACAGAUACUAAUUAUGAUAGAUUAUUAUGUUUACCCUACCUGAAAAAGAGUCAAAUUGUUUUAUCUGUAUAAAAUGCAAAGAAAAUUUAAUAUGGAGAGAAACAAAUCUAAAUAUCUUCGAAGUAUUUUAUUAGCAUUGGACUGAUGGAACAACUGAAUUUAAAACAUUUUAAUAUUUUGACUUAACAUUUUCAGAAGUGGACUUUAAAGGUUUCAGUUAGCAUCCUUAUAAAUCAUGUACCGGUAAUUUAUUUGAACACAUAAUGCUUGAAACUUUUUGAACUUUCAGUACAAUUGCCAUGAAUAUUUUAGCAAACAAAAAAAGUGGCCUUCACAUUCCUACAGCUCUUAUCAACCAUAGCAAAGGCUCUUCAAUAGCAAUAUCAGUCUAUGCUAUAUUAAGAGUGAGUUCACCUUUUAAAAUUAUUUUUGUUAUAAUAAAAUAUCAAAUGAUUGAAUGAAAAAUGAUAGAUACCAAAAGUUCAGAAGUUAUUGUGAUUUCUUAAUUAUCUGUAGCAUACCAGGUACUAUGCAAGAGAAAAUUAAAUCAAUUGAAGUUGAAGAAAUGGUAUUUAAUUACUCAGUAAUUUACUGUUACUAUAAAAUUGUAGAAAGAAUGCUCUCGUAGCAGUAUGAUAUUCAUAUUAAAUUUCAUCAUCCAUAGGAAGCCUUCACAACAAACCCAAGUUCGGCAAGCAUCCGAAUGUGCGGGAUUCUGGGAGUGGAGCACAGGGGUACCGGUACUGGCAAAUCAGAAGAUGGCAUCUGUAUCACGACACUUGUCAGCCUUGACCUCUCUGACCAAGUCUCACCACCUACAGUGACCUCUGAAAACUACAAGUGGUGUCCAGUUGAUGUCAAGGAUGUACAGGUUCAUUUAGCUAAUUGUGCCAAAGGAAAAAUUAUACCUUUACUUUGAUUAAAUGCACAGCUGUCAUUUUAUGUAUACUAUUAUCAGUUUUGCCAUUCACGUGCUUCUACAUUUCUUUUACUUUGACAUUCCCACAGACACCAUAAUCAUAGGUAUACAAGUACAGGGUACUUGGAAGUCCUCUGAACUCAACUUAUCUUCGUUUACCCCUGAAAAUGUUGACCUAAAAGCUACCUUGAGUCUAUUGAGUUCAAUGCAAAAUACUUAAAUUAAUAAAGUGAAAAAGAAAGUGAUUAUUACAAUACGGAAAAGUAAAUAUUUUUGGUACCAUAUUUUCUUUCUGAUUCUGUGACAUGUUUUACAACUGCUUGUUAAGUAAAUGCAACCUUAAGAAAACAAUUUUGCAGAUAAAGAAAUAAUCAGUGUAAUUGAUUUUCUUUUUUUUCGUGCUUAUUUAUUGCGUAACCAUUAAGCACAAUAAAUUCUACCGAGAGGAAAUAGAAGUGCUGCUUUAAUGAUGCUAACCAUCAUUUACAGAUUCUAAUUCAUAACUCAUCCAAAUUUUGAAUACUCUAAAUUGUAAAUGUGUGAAAAUUUAAUUGUUCUGAUUUUUUUUAAAUAAAACUUUUUAUUUUAGGUCAUUAGAAUGUUCUUUAUGGAAAGACCUGCAUGUCAAAAUAUCAAAAACUAUCUCACAAAUUGUAAAUUAUUUUUCUAAUAAAUUCAGUCAACUUACUUCUGUAAAAUUAAUUCAUUUUCACUCAUGUGCCACAUAUUAUUGUUUACACCACAGCUUUUUUUUCAUUUCAUUCCAGUAACAUUUUUAUUACAAACCAAAAUCUGUCUCUUGUUUAUUCAGCUAUAUGGAUCUUAUCACUGAAUCAAUAUGAAUAAGAGUUUCUCUUUUUCUUUGUAUAAAAAGAAUUUUUUUUUAAUUUUAAAGUUAUUGCAAGCCUAAUAUUUACUUUUUUCAACGCUCAAAACAAUGAACAUGGAAAUUGAAACAUUUUUUUCUUUGAUGCUUUUUAAUUAGGAAAAAAAUGACUAAGUGCGCUAGAAUUGUUUCAUAAAAAUAAAAUUAAUAACAGAUUGUGACAUUGCUAAAAAUUUUGUUUACCGUAUCUGAUCAAAUGUAUUUUAACUUUUCCAUUAGGUAACUGCAGUAUUUAUAUAAAUUUAAUGUUCGUUUGGGGCACGCAAAAAUUAAUUAAACCCAAGCUUACGCUGUAAAUACCUUUUUGUAUAGAAUUUUUGCUGACAUUGGCCAUCUUUUUUUUUCUUUACACAUACAACUUUCCUCUAGAUCAUGGGUCUCCAAACUUUUUAGCCUGAGGUCUGCAUUAACUAUCAAACUGCAGUUUGGGGGCGUACUACACACUCGAGGUCCAAAUAAAAAAGAAUGAAAACAUGGAUGUUGUUUUUAAUUAUUUAUUUAAUACCCGGUAUUAGUAUUAUUUUAUUCAGUUAUUAUGUAAUAACACAUUGAUAUACAUGAACACCUAUAUUAUGGGAAUGGUGAAAUUGUUUCCUGGAUGCUAAAAUAGCAGACAUUUCUGGAUUUAGAUUUGAUGUCCCUAACAUCAACAGUGACCUGAGAUUAUCAUUGGACAAGUUUUUCUUCAACUACCGGUAUUUCAUUCUUGAAAAUAUUUGUUCCCACAGGUAUGUUGUUCCAAAGAUUGAAAGGUACCUUGAUGUACAAGUUUUGACAUUAGGAAAAUCUUCCUUGGGCAAAUACUGGUAAAAACACACCAGUCCUUCUUUGAACUUGUCCUUAAGAAGGUCAUUUGCUUGCAACUCAAUGACCUCCAGCUGCAGUUCAUCUGGGCAUCUGGCCCCAUCUGCUUCAAAUGGUUUUUAAAACAGUCUCAUUUCUUCUGCCUUUGAAUCCAAGUCAGAAAACCGCUACUGCAGCUGGAGGUCUUUGAUGAUCUCACCUGCAAAUGACGUACAUUUCCGUAAUUUUCUCCAUAGACAAAAAGGUCUCCAGGGG